AGAGGCAAAAUGUUGUCGCACACUUGUUCAAGACAAGUUAAGCACGUUUGACUUCUUCGACUUUUCUCUCCAUGGCCAUGGACGGUUAAUUCAAUUUAGUCUAAGGCCACUGCUCGCUUGCAAGAGAAAGAACCUGGGAUCUUGAGUCUUGAUCGUGAUCUCCGCCAUUUCCACUUGUUCCAAUAAUCCGAUUCCAUUCAAAAUGACAAGAUCCUCACAUUUGAACGCGGAAUCCCAGGCAGAGUUGACUCGGAUUGUCCGACGGAUUUGCCAAAAGGGAAAGGGCAUUCUGGCCGCUGAUGAAACGCCCAUGGCCAUGGAAGAUCGAUUCCAGAAUCUCAAUAUCACCAACUCCGAUGAGAAUCGACGUCUGUACCGACAACUCCUUUUCACUACACCCAAAAGUGAGAUUUCCUCGCUUUCAGCAGUCAUUCUGCAGCAUGAAACGGUCUAUCAGAAAUUGGACGAUGGGCGAGAUUUCAUUCAAGCAGUGAAUGACAUUGGAAUCGUGCCUGGGAUCACUUUGGACAAGGGAUGGCGGGCCAUCCCCGGACAUCCGGGAGAAGUCUUCACUCAAGGUUUGGAUGAUUUGGAUGCCCGUUGCAAAACGUACAAAAGCCUAGGUCUUCAUUUUGCCAAAUGGAGAAUGGCCAUCACCAUUCAAGGUGAGACUGUCCCUUCAAAAACCAUGAUCGAUGAAGGCGUCCGAUCCUUGGCCUUGUACGCUCUCAUCUGCCAAACCAAUGGCAUUGUUCCAAUCGUGGAACCGGACAUCAGCCGGAUCGGGGAUCAUUCUUGGCAACGCCAACAAGAGGUCUUCGAGUUGGUGAACAACAAGCUCUACGAAGUGCUCAAGGACUACGGGGUUUUCAUCGAAGGGACCAUCCUCAAGUGCAGCAUGGUCACGGCGGGCAAGACCAACGCCCAAGGGGCUACUCCUCAACAGGUUGGUCGUGCCACCCGUGCGUCCUUGAAUCGCUCGGUGCCCGUGUCAGUGGCAGGCAUUUUCUUCCUCUCGGGCGGCUUGAGCGAAUUGGAGUCGACGGCCAAUUUAAAUGCCAUCAACGCCCCCGCACUACUCAAUGACGAGUUAGGCAUGCCCCCGUGGCAGCUUUCAUUCUGCUUUGGACGUGCUCUCCAGGAUUCAUGUCGGAGGGCUUGGGCCGGACAAGAGGCUCGGGUGAGCCAAGGACAGGCGCAAUUCAUCAAGCGAGUGGCUCUCAAUGGAAAGGCCGCUUUGGGACAAUAUCAGCCCGAGGAUGAAUGAUUGAAUAAAGGAAUGCAUUGGUAUGCCUCCCAA
Molecule: messenger RNA, 1300 nt
Organism: Tigriopus californicus
Lineage: Eukaryota; Metazoa; Arthropoda; Copepoda; Harpacticoida; Harpacticidae
Product: fructose-bisphosphate aldolase-like
Exons: 4
Coding region: 203-1267 (354 amino acids)
Biological process (GO): glycolytic process; fructose 1,6-bisphosphate metabolic process
Cellular component (GO): cytosol
Molecular function (GO): fructose-bisphosphate aldolase activity
Source: RefSeq, a predicted model, not a curated record